Messenger RNA from Tympanuchus pallidicinctus (lesser prairie-chicken), 7643 nucleotides. RefSeq names its product calcium voltage-gated channel subunit alpha1 S (gene CACNA1S). Gene Ontology annotation, cellular component: voltage-gated calcium channel complex; membrane. The coding region runs from base 1634 to 7420 and encodes 1928 amino acids. Gene Ontology annotation, molecular function: high voltage-gated calcium channel activity. The transcript is spliced from 44 exons. Lineage: Eukaryota; Metazoa; Chordata; Aves; Galliformes; Phasianidae. The record is from RefSeq and is a predicted model, not a curated record. Gene Ontology annotation, biological process: calcium ion import across plasma membrane.
GGCGGCUGCGGCCGGCGGGGUGCAUGCGGGAGGGUCCUGUCGUGGGAGGGAGUGCUGCGGACGGAAGGCCCCGGGAGGCGUCUGUGCUGAGGCAGCUUUAACCGGCAGUGCCCGAGGGUUGAAGUUUCCUGUGGAGGCCUCUUGGAUGGGGUUGUGGGGCCGGGCAGCGCUGGCGCUGCACUGCUGCGGCCUCACCUGGCUGUAAGAAGGGAGAAAGUUAUCGGAGAGCGUCCGAAGGAGGGCAGCGCGGAGAGGGAAAGGAAGAAAGGGCAACACGAGGAGGGGCGGCUGAGGGCCCUCGAUUUGGUUGGCGGAGGGGCGGCGCUCAACUCUGCUCUCUGUGGCACAGGAAUGGCGCGGAGCUGGGCCGGGGGUCCGGCCGUGCUCGGCCUCGGGGGCGGUGGGCUCAGCCCCGGACUGCCGGAGCUCAGGGAGCAUCGGGACGCCGCUCUCAGCCGUAGGGUUUGGGUGGUGCCGGGGGUUGGACCCGGGGAUCCCUGUGGUUCCCUACCAGCUCGGGAUGUUCUGUGGUUCUUGGAGGUGCCGUGCUGCUGGUGUCCGUUACUGCCUGCCCUCUGCUGUGUCGCCGCUAGGUGGGCCCCGAGUCCUUGCUGCUCUGCAGGAGGCAGUAGCAGAAGUUUGAGCUCUAGCUUUCACAAAGGAAUGGGGGGAGGACUAAAUGAGAUGAGAGAUCCUCCCGGUGCCCACCAGAGCCAGCUCCAGAGCGGGUUAAGUGAACCGUGCAAAGUGAAGGCAAGGAAACUUUGGGCAGCGCCAUGCAGUGGGCAGAUCAGCUCGCUGUGGUGCAGGGUGUUGGCUGGGAUGUGUCUGUGUUGGACCAUAACGUUUCAGGAGGAUGGGAGUGCGGUUAGUGUGACUGUUGAGUGCUCCAGCAAAACCGCUUUCUUGUGCCCUGGUUUCCCCUGCUGCAGAGAGGUGCUGACAGCCCACCUCUGCCUGCUGCAAUUCCUGUGUCUUUUGUUCACUGCCUGGAAUGGCAAACCAGAGCAUGUUUUGGACUCACUAGAGUCUGAGGUUGGGGUCCAAUCCCUGCCUGUAUCAGUGCGAUGUGCUCAGCCCCAGAGACCCCGCAGCUACAGGAUGAGGACUGAGCUGAGCAGAGCACACCAAACGAAGCUGAGAUCCUACAAAGGGAGGAGUGUAAUGGUGUGGGCCAUGUGUAGAGAUUGCAGCAGUGGGUUGUGAGAUUCUGUAAUGCACAAGGGCACGGAGGCAUUUUUUCCCUUUUAUUACAGGUUACCACAAACCACCGCUAGCAAAUAAAUAUAAUAAAUAUAAUUUUUAAAAGGCGGAUGUAUCUGGAUAGCAACUUCUUAUAGUUAUCACCAGGAAGUGUGUGUGUGCAUAUAUGUGUAGAUAGCUCACCUUUGCAGCUACACCCAUCAAGGGGCCUCAAGAAUAUUUCUUUGGGAAAGUGCCCUACUGGCUGGAGUCCUGUUGCCCAUUUCACCCCAAAAAUGUGAUUCAACUGUGUGUGUUCCCCUGGUUGCCUGGCUUUCCUUGCUGGCUGGGGCACUGGGGAAAGAAGUGACAACGGACAAAAGCACUUUUCGUUUGGAGAAGAUGAGCCUGGUGCCAGGCAGCCGUCCCCACCCCCAGCCCACUCAGUGGCAUGCGAAGCACUCGCCCGCCUCGCAAUGCGCCGGGUAAGGAAGCAACAGCUGCUGGGGUCCUUUUGCUGCCUCAGGAGCUGCGACAGCACCCGGGAGCCAGGGAUCUAAAUUUAAAUCUGUGCUUUGUGUGCUGUGCACGCGAACGCAGCCUCCAGCCCCCAGAGUCCGGCUCCUCAGAGAGGGGGAUCUGGAGGAGCUCUGGCUGGCUGGGGCUGGGGGCUCAGCCGUGGGGUGAGAGGAGGAGAAACAGCGUGGGGAGAACCACCAUGGAGCCUGCGUCCCACCAGGAUGAUGCAAAGAAGAGGCAACAGAAGGAGAAGUCCAAGAAACCGGUGCCACCAGUAGCCCCUCGGCCAGCCAGGGCUCUGUUCUGCUUAACCCUACAGAACCCACUGCGGAAGGCAUGCAUCAGCAUCGUGGAGUGGAAACCUUUUGAGAUCAUCAUCCUCCUGACCAUCUUCGCCAACUGCGUUGCCCUGGCCAUCUACCUGCCCAUGCCGGAGGAUGACACCAACGUGGCCAACUCCAGCCUGGAGAAGUUCGAAUAUGCCUUCCUGAUCUUCUUUGCCAUCGAGGCCAUGCUCAAGAUAAUAGCUUACGGGUUUCUGUUCCAUACGGAUGCCUAUCUCCGAAAUGGCUGGAAUGUGCUCGACUUCUCCAUCGUGUCCCUGGGGCUUGUCACCAUGACCCUGGAGCAGAUCAAUGCAAAGGAGGGAGGGUCUCUGGGAGGGAAAGGUGGCUUUGAUGUGAAGGCCCUGCGAGCAUUUCGUGUGCUGAGACCUCUGCGCCUGGUGUCUGGAGUGCCAAGUCUGCAGGUUGUCCUGAACUCCAUUAUCAAAGCCAUGGUGCCUCUGCUGCACAUCGCGCUGCUCGUCCUCUUCAUGAUCAUCAUCUAUGCCAUUGUGGGGCAAGAGCUCUUCAAGGGCAAGAUGCACAAGACCUGCUACUACCUCGGGACAGAUGUGAUUGCCACAGUAGGGUCAGAGAAGCCAGCCCCCUGCACAAUCUCUGGCCAUGGGCGUCACUGCUCCAUCAAUGGCACCGAGUGCCGAGGCGGCUGGCCGGGACCCAACAACGGCAUCACUCACUUCGAUAACUUUGGCUUUGCCAUGCUGACUGUCUACCAGUGCAUCACCAUGGAGGGCUGGACCGAAGUGCUCUACUGGGUUAACGAUGCCAUUGGGAAUGAAUGGCCCUGGAUCUACUUUGUCAGCCUUAUUUUGCUUGGUUCCUUCUUUGUUCUCAACCUGGUGCUGGGGGUGCUCAGUGGGGAGUUCACCAAAGAGCGUGAGAAGGCCAAGUCACGAGGCACAUUUCAGAAGCUGCGGGAGAAGCAGCAGCUGGAGGAGGAUCUGAAGGGCUACAUGGACUGGAUCACCCAUGCAGAGGUGAUGGACAGUCACCGGACCAGAGGAGAAGGUAUGAUGCCGCUGGAUGAAGGAGGGUCGGAGACAGAGAGCUUGUAUGAAAUCGAGGGCAUGAACAAAUGGAUUCUCUACUUCCGGCAGUGGAGGCGUUGGAACCGAAUGUUUCGUAGGAAGUGCAGGCAUGUGGUGAAAUCCAAGUUCUUCUACUGGCUGGUCAUCCUGCUGGUGGCACUGAACACCCUCUCCAUUGCCUCUGAGCACCAUUUCCAGCCCGAAUGGCUGACGAUUGUACAAGACAACGCCAACCGGGUGCUGCUUGCUCUCUUUGUGGCCGAAAUGCUGCUGAAGAUGUACGCGCUGGGCCUGCGCCAGUACUUCAUGUCCCUCUUCAACCGCUUCGACUGCUUUGUUGUGUGUGCGGGGGUCCUGGAGAUCAUCCUGGUGGAGCUCAGCACUUUGUCACCCCUGGGCAUCUCUGUGCUGCGCUGCAUCCGGCUGCUCCGCAUCUUCAAGAUCACCAGGUACUGGACGUCACUGAGUAACCUGGUGGCCUCUCUGCUCAACUCGGUGCGCUCCAUUGCCUCUCUGCUACUCCUUCUCUUCUUGUUCAUCAUUGUCUUUGCCCUGUUGGGCAUGCAGCUCUUUGGGGGCAUGUAUGACUUUGAGGACAUGGAAGUCCGACGCAGCACAUUUGACAACUUCCCCCAGGCCCUCAUCAGUGUCUUCCAGAUCCUGACUGGAGAGGACUGGAAUUCAAUAAUGUACAAUGGGAUAAUGGCUUAUGGGGGCCCAUCCUUCCCCGGCAUGCUGGUCUGCAUCUACUUCAUCAUCCUCUUUGUCUGUGGGAACUAUAUCCUCCUCAAUGUCUUCCUGGCCAUUGCAGUUGAUAAUCUGGCUGAGGCUGAGAGCCUGACCUCAGCUCAGAAGGCCAAAGCUGAGGAACGCAAGCGGCGGAAGAUGUCCAGAGGUUACCCAGAAAAGUCUGAAGAUGAAAAACAGAUGUUGGCAAAGAAGCUUGAGCAGAAGGCGAAGGGAGAAGGGAUUCCCACAACAGCCAAGUUGAAAGUGGAUGAAUUUGAAUCCAAUGUCAAUGAAAUCAAAGAUCCCUACCCCUCCGCAGACUUCCCAGGUGAUGAUGAGGAGGAUGAGCCUGAAAUCCCCCUGAGUCCUCGGCCGCGUCCUCUGGCAGAGCUCCAGCUGAAAGAGAAGGCUGUGCCUAUGCCUGAAGCCAGCUCCUUCUUCAUCUUCAGCCCAACAAAUAAGUUUCGGAUGCUGUGCCACAGAAUCGUCAACGCCACUUGGUUCACCAACUUCAUCCUGCUCUUCAUCUUGCUCAGCAGCAUCUCCCUGGCAGCUGAGGAUCCCAUCCGAGCCGAGUCGUUCCGCAACCAGAUUCUUGGAUACUUUGACAUCGGUUUCACUUCUGUCUUCACUGUUGAAAUUGUCUUGAAGAUGACAGCAUACGGUGCUUUCCUGCACAAAGGCUCCUUCUGCAGGAACUCAUUCAACAUCCUUGACUUGCUGGUGGUUGCUGUGUCCCUUGUCUCCAUGGGAUUCGAGUCCAGCACCAUCUCAGUGGUGAAGAUCCUCCGGGUGCUGAGGGUGCUGAGGCCUCUGCGAGCCAUUAACAGAGCGAAGGGUCUGAAGCACGUGGUCCAGUGCGUGUUCGUGGCCAUCAAAACCAUUGGUAACAUUGUGGUCGUCACGACGUUGCUGCAGUUCAUGUUUGCCUGCAUCGGGGUGCAGCUCUUCAAGGGCAAGUUUUACAGCUGCACAGAUCCCUCCAAGCUAACAGAGAAGGAGUGCAGGGGGCAUUUCAUCAACUACGUGGAUGGGGACCCAACACAGAUCGAGCUGAAGGAGCGGGUCUGGUUCCACAAUGCCUUUCACUUCAACAAUGUCUUCUCAGCCAUGAUGUCGCUUUUCACUGUCUCCACCUUCGAGGGCUGGCCAGAGCUGCUGUACAGGGCCAUUGACACUAAUGAUGAGAACAAAGGCCCUAUAUACAACUACCGGGUGGAGAUCGCAAUGUUCUUCAUCAUCUACAUCAUCCUCAUUGCCUUCUUCAUGAUGAACAUCUUUGUGGGCUUUGUCAUUGUCACCUUCCAGGAGCAGGGGGAGAGCGAGUACAAGAACUGCGAGCUGGACAAGAACCAGCGCCAGUGUGUGCAGUACGCUCUGAAGGCUCGCCCGCUGCGGCGGUACAUCCCCAAGAACCCCUACCAAUACCAGAUCUGGUACGUGGUCACCUCCUCCUACUUUGAGUACCUCAUGUUCUUCCUGAUCAUGCUGAACACCAUCUGCCUGGGCAUGCAGCAUUACAACCAGUCUGCAGAAAUGAACCACGUCUCAGACAUCCUCAAUGUGGCCUUUACUGUCCUCUUCACCCUGGAGAUGAUGCUCAAGCUCAUGGCCUUUAAAGCCAAGGGCUACUUUGGGGACCCCUGGAAUGUCUUCGACUUCCUCAUAGUGAUUGGCAGCAUCAUCGAUGUCAUCCUCAGCGAGAUUGAUACUGUUCUUGCAUCCAGUGGUGGAUUGUACUGCCUUGGCGGAGGCUGUGAUAACAUUGACCCGGAUGACAACUCCCGUGUCUCCAUCACUUUCUUCCGGCUGUUCCGGGUGAUGCGGCUGGUGAAGCUGCUGAGCCGGGGAGAAGGUGUCAGGACCCUGCUGUGGACCUUCAUCAAAUCCUUCCAGGCUCUGCCCUAUGUUGCCCUGCUGAUCGUGAUGCUAUUCUUCAUCUAUGCUGUGAUUGGGAUGCAGAUGUUUGGGAAGAUUGCCAUGGUGGAUGGAACCCAGAUCAACCGAAACAACAACUUCCAAACCUUCCCACAAGCUGUGCUGCUGCUCUUCAGGUGUGCCACGGGGGAGGCCUGGCAGGAGAUCCUGCUGGACUGCAGCUACGGAAAGCGGUGCGACCCUGAGUCCGACUACGCGGAGGGCGAGGAGUACACCUGUGGCACGGGCUUUGCCUACUUCUAUUUCAUCAGCUUCUACAUGCUCUGUGCCUUCCUGAUCAUUAAUCUCUUUGUGGCCGUCAUCAUGGACAACUUUGACUACCUCACACGUGACUGGUCCAUCCUGGGCCCCCACCACCUGGACGAGUUCAAACGGAUCUGGGCCGAGUACGACCCCGAAGCCAAGGGCAGGAUCAAGCACUUGGACGUGGUGACCCUGCUGAGACGUAUCCAACCUCCCCUGGGCUUUGGGAAGUUCUGCCCUCACCGUGUAGCUUGUAAGCGCCUGGUGUGCAUGAACAUGCCCCUGAACAGCGAUGGCACUGUCACCUUCAAUGCAACACUGUUUGCGCUGGUGAGGACAGCCCUCAAGAUCAAGACAGAAGGUAAUUUUGAACAGGCCAAUGAGGAGCUCAGAACCAUUAUCAAAAAAAUCUGGAAGCGAACCAGUAUGAAGCUUUUGGACCAGGUCAUCCCACCUAUUGGAGAUGAUGAGGUGACAGUGGGCAAAUUCUAUGCUACUUUCCUCAUCCAAGAGCAUUUCAGGAAGUUCAUGAAGCGCCAGGAGGAGUACUAUGGGUACCGUCCCAAGAAGAACCCUGUAGAGAUCCAGGCUGGGCUGAGGAGCAUUGAAGAAGAAGCCGCUCCUGAAAUUCAUCGAGCCAUCUCUGGGGACCUGACUGCUGAGGAAGAGCUGGAGAGGGCAAUGGUGGAAGCUGCCAUGGAGGAGGGGAUCUACAGGAGGACGGGCGGUUUGUUCGGCCAGGUGGACAGCUUCCUGGAGCCAAGCAGCCCCCUGCAGCCCCACAUGGCCAGCCAGAGGCCCCUGCAGUUUACAGAGGUGGGCAGCGAAGACCUCGACUCCCCCGUCUUCCUCGACGACUUCCCCCAGGAAGGCAACACCAACGUCAACAACGCCAACUGGCUGCAGGGGUUGGAGUACGAGGAUGAGGUGCUGAGGAGAGCAGUGCUGGCAGCACCCAGGCCUCCAGCGCGGGAGACUGACCUCCCCAUCCCUUUGGAAAGGCUGCGGCGGAGACGAGGAGCUGCCUCUGAGCAUCACCCAGCAUCGGGGCAGUGCCUCCAUCCCCAGCAGGGCAGCACAGUGACAGCAGCAGCAUCCAGCUCAGAACACCGGUGGCAUGAAAGCACUGACACAAACACAUCUUCCACCCCUGCCAUCACCUUCCUCAUUCAAGAGGCUCUGAUCUCCGGAGGCCUCGCAGCUCUGGCCCGUGAUCCAUCCUUCGUUGCAGUGACCAGGGAUGAGAUGGCAGCCAGCAGUCAGCUGGAGGUGGAUGAAGUGGAGAAAGCAGCAGUGGAGCUGCUAAAGGGAAGAGAAGCACUGUGGGACACAGAAAGCAGCUCUGCCCCCCGGGACACCUUGGCUGCAUCAGAAGUCAGCGCCCCAGGGCUCAGUGUGGCCACAUCCCAUCAGACCAGCUCUGCUGCUCGCCUGUGAGCUGCCUGCCAUGCAGCCCCAUGGGUACAACCCCAUUAGGGGGGAUAACAGAGCAGUGCUGCACCUCUCCCCAUCUUUGCCUGUGGGGCUGCUGGGCUCUGUCUGGCCACAGGAGGCUUUUUGGACUGGUGCUGCAGGAUGCUGGUGACAGGACAGGGUGAUGCUGUGCCAGAAUGGUCUUUGCAGGAGCUGCACAGAUCAUUAAAGUGUCCCUGCUGUGUGA